Messenger RNA from Vicia villosa (hairy vetch), 1173 nucleotides. RefSeq lists its product as uncharacterized. The record is from RefSeq and is a predicted model, not a curated record. The transcript has a single exon. The coding region runs from base 1 to 1173 and encodes 390 amino acids. Lineage: Eukaryota; Viridiplantae; Streptophyta; Magnoliopsida; Fabales; Fabaceae.
AUGAAUAGAGCUUUACUUCUUAAAUGGAAAUGGAGGAUUCUUAUGGAGAGACAAGCCAUAUGGAGUAAAUUUUUAGAGUUUCGGUAUCGUAAGCCUAGAUUGAUCGUUCAAGCAACAAAGGAUGUAACAUCGAAUUUUGAAGACGCUAUUUGGUGGAGAGAUGUUAUUUCUAAUGAUUUAAUCUUGGAUAGAUUUGAAGAAGGUUUUCCCGGGUGUGUUAAAAGUAUUAUUCGUAACGGUAAGAACAUCCUUUUUUGGCAUAGUGUUUGGUUGGGGGAUCAUGCUCUUCACGUUAAGUUCCCGGAAUUGUAUGAUAUCUCAACAAGAAAACUGUGUUCUGUUUCGGAAGUGCGGCAAGUGGUGGAUGGUUCUGUUUUCUGGGAUCUUGAUUUCUUGUUCGCAGCUGACAGCAAUGUCAUUGCUGCGCCAUCUGCCAGCGACCUCCACAGCGGCGAUGGGCUGGUUUCGGUGUUGCUGCAGCUCCAUGCGGUGAACUUGCAGCAUCUGCGGGACUGUUUGAUACAGUCUAACCACGGGCAGACUGAGGAGGAGGACCAGCACAUAAGGAAUCUGAACAGUUCUGGACUGUAUUCUGUUAGCAGUAUUACUAGCCUGGUGGGAAAUAGUAAGGAUAGGGCUUGGAACAACAACUUGAUAAAGCAAUUGGAGGUAAUUUGGAAUACUAAUCUGCCGAUUAGAAUUAAAUUAUUUGCUUGGAGAGUUUUAACGGAUAAAUUGCCGGUUAAGGAGAUUUUGAUUCAAAGGGGAGUUUCUAAUUUCCCUUCCGUCGGUUGUGUUUUUUGUUCGAACCAUCAGGAGAAUUCCAAUCACUUAUUCUUUGACUGCUAUAUUUCUAAAGAAAUUUGGGACAAAGUGCUCGCUUGGUUGGGGAUUGAAUCAAAUCUUUCUUUUCUUGAUUUGUUGAGUUUCGACGCUAUUCAAUUAAAGGUGAAGAAAGUCAAGGUGAAGGAUAGGAUUAAUGUUAUUUGGGUCGCCACUCUUUGGAGCUUGUGGACCAUGAGGAAUGCAGUUAUUUUUCAGGAUAAAUUAUUUAGCUUUGAUGAAGUGUUUUACAACAUUUUGUUUCUCUCUUGGAGAUGGCUUUCUUUAAGCCAUUCAUUGGUUGUUGCCAACUUUUAUAAGUGGUUCAAAAACCCCUUGAAUUGUAUCUAA